Molecule: messenger RNA, 777 nt
Organism: Belonocnema kinseyi
Lineage: Eukaryota; Metazoa; Arthropoda; Insecta; Hymenoptera; Cynipidae
Product: glutathione S-transferase 1-like
Exons: 6
Coding region: 1-777 (258 amino acids)
Biological process (GO): glutathione metabolic process
Molecular function (GO): glutathione transferase activity
Source: RefSeq, a predicted model, not a curated record
AUGAUUGACUUCUAUUACCUGCCUGCAAGUGCACCUUGUCGAGCUGUAAUGAUGCUUGCUAGAGCUAUCGGUGUUCGAUUGAAUCUUAAAAGUAUUGAUGUAUUAAGGGGUGAAAACAUGAAACCAGAAUAUCUAAAGAUGAAUCCGCAACACACGAUUCCAACAUUAAACGAUAACGGCUUCAUUUUAUGGGAGAGUCGGGCGAUAAUGAUAUACCUGGUUAGCAAAUAUGCUAAAAACGAUGCCCUAUAUCCAAAAGAUCCACGAAAAAAGGGAAUUGUCGAUCAGAGACUGUAUUUCGAUAUUGGAACAUUGUAUCAAAACGUUUUUAAAGCCUAUUUUGUAGUUAUUUUGGGAAAGGCAAACAAACCUCGCGAAGAAGAUGUUCAAGCUUUGGAAGAAUCAUUUGAAGUUCUGAGCGUAUUUCUUCAAACCAGCAGAUUCGUUGCUGGGGAUUCCAUUACUGUGGCUGAUUAUAGUAUUAUUACUACUGUAACUACUGCAGAGGCAUUCGGUUUCGACAUAGGGCGCUACGACAAUGUCGCUUCUUGGUACCAAGUUUGUAGAAGAGAUAUGAAAAAGUUUGGCUUUGAUGAAAUUAACAUAACUGGUGCCAGAACUUUGGGAGUGGGGUACAAAGCUAAUAAUGGGAAAGGAGAUGAAGUAGAAAAAGAAAGAGGCAACGAAGAGGAACAGAUUAAGGAGGAGGAGCAGAUAAAAGAGAUAAAGGAGAAGGAUUUCAAAGAUACGGUUAUAAAGAAGGUAAAAAAGGAUUAA